Cotesia glomerata is the source of this 605-nucleotide messenger RNA. RefSeq names its product ribonuclease P protein subunit p21-like (gene Rpp21). The coding region runs from base 43 to 567 and encodes 174 amino acids. NCBI's taxonomy places the organism in Eukaryota, Metazoa, Arthropoda, Insecta, Hymenoptera, Braconidae. The record is from RefSeq and is a predicted model, not a curated record. The transcript is spliced from 3 exons. Gene Ontology annotation, biological process: tRNA processing. Gene Ontology annotation, cellular component: nucleolar ribonuclease P complex.
AAAAAUAAUAUUGGCUGUGAAAAAAAAGAUGUUUUGGAACGCAUGAAUUAUUUAUAUCAGGCAAGUAAACUUGUUUCUAAGCAUGACACUAUCUCAGCGUCAUGUUUCGGCAAUGCAAUGAUAAGUUGUUCGAGAAAAGCCGUCCUGAGAAUAGAAACGGAUUUAAAAAGAUCAAUAUGUAAAUGUUGCCAGACUCCGUUAAUCCCUGGAGAGACAUCUCGCGUGAGGUUAAUAACAAAGCCAAUAAAAGCUAUAAAAACAACAUGUCUGAUUUGCAAAACUAGUAAAAAAAUUCCUACGAAGCCCGGCUAUAAAUUAUGGACCGAAAAUCCCGAUUCUAUUAACCAAAUAUUUAAUUACACUCCAAAAAUAAAACAAAGUGACUCUUUACUUGAAAAAGAACAACAACAUGGCGGACAAAACAAAAUGGCCGCUUCUGGCGGUGAAAAUAAUAUUAAAAAUCCAAAAAUAGAACAAAGUGACUCUUUACCUGAAAAAGAAUCAAAAAAUAGCGGACAAAACAAAAUGGCUGCUGGUGAAAUUAUUAUUGUAAAUAAUGAAGACUAAUUUGAUUAUGAAUAUUGUAGUGUUUUUAUAUUUAUAUA